Messenger RNA from Cydia splendana, 2239 nucleotides. RefSeq lists its product as uncharacterized. The record is from RefSeq and is a predicted model, not a curated record. Bases 143 to 901 code for a protein of 252 amino acids. Gene Ontology annotation, cellular component: mitochondrion. The transcript is spliced from 3 exons. Lineage: Eukaryota; Metazoa; Arthropoda; Insecta; Lepidoptera; Tortricidae.
GUCAAACUGACAAACUUGACAGAGGCAAAAGUACAGUUUUCAAUUUUUCAUGCAGUUUUCAACAAGUUUCGUAAAUUCGUAAAACAUUUGUUUUAAUUGAUUGACUAUUAUAAUGAGCCUAUGAGAUUUUCACUUUGAAAAUAUGUCUCAUACUCUUAAAUUAUUUUAUAGACAAACACAUUGCUUCCUAAAUAUAACCACACCGGUGAGAUGUAGUGCAAACCAAUAUCCAAUCCGGAUUUUAGCUAGUGGUAUCAGCUAUCAAAGUAACCCAGCUUGGAAUACAUUGAACAGCAGGAAGGGUAAUAGUAUAUCAUCGUGUCAAUUACGAAAUUACGUUAAACCUGAAGGGAGCAAUGGCUGUGACACACCUGAGAAACCCACACCCCCAGAAAAACAAGGGCUUUUCCAAAAGUUUAAGGAUAUGUACAAAAACUACUGGUAUGUCUUAGUACCCGUGCACCUGGCUACUUCUGCAGUUUGGCUCGGUUCUUUCUAUUAUACUGUGAGAAGUGGUGUAGAUAUAAUACCUAUGCUAGAAACAAUGGGGAUCAGUGAAAAACUGUUAGAGCCAUUGAAAAACUCGUCUGCGGGCUAUUAUGCACUUACUUUUGCUCUGUAUAAAAUAGCCACACCCCUUCGAUAUGCUGUCACUGUUGGUGGCACAACUCUUGCUAUUAGAAAGUUAACAGCACUGGGCUGGAUAAAACCAGUGCCAUCAAGACAGCAAUUCAAGGUGAUGCUGCAAGAAAGAAAGGAAGGUUUGCAGGACCGGUUCAAUGAGAGUAAGGCCCACUACCGUCUGACACAGAUGCGGCAGCAGGGGACAAAGGUUAUGGACGAAAUGCGACGAUAUAAGACCGAAAUACGAAACAUGAAGAAUAAAGUCAAGAAAAUGUAAGACUAACUAAAUAUAGUGUAGUGAUUUAGGGCUUGGCCAAGCCUUAAAGGUUGAAGCGGUCAAACCUAAAACUCUUACAUAUUGUCAGGUGACAACCAAAACUAAUUACUACUACAAGAUCAUAGCCAUAGUGAACCAAAGUACAUAGUACCAAAACAAGGUUGAUUUUGUUAAAUAUUAUUUUUGUCAAAAUCUACUAUAUUGUCACCUGACAAUAUAUAGUGUAAAUAACAUUAUUUGCGGUAUUUGACGUCUGUCACUCACAACAGCAAUACUACGUAAAAUGUCUUGCACAUCGAAAUCACAAAGGAAAACAACUGCACUGCGAACGUUUACGUUCUACGUCUUUUUUUUUUUAAUUUUAGGGUUGGCCGGACACCACCGUUAUGAAUCGGUAGUCGUCUAAGUAAAUCGAUAUGAAUUUUUCAUUUUUCUUUUAAUAAAAAUAAGGAAAAGGUGGAUAAUUAACUGCAAAUAUGGAUAUAUUUAUCGUCACUUAACAGACAACAAAUUUGACACAGGAAUAACAUAAAUAAACUUUCAAAUAGAUCCCCAGUUAGUUUCAAUUUUGACAAUGGGUGCGACCUACUCGGUCGGUGUAUUAAAUACACCGGCCGACCGGUAGCUUGCGGGAAAACCAUAUAAUUCUAACUUUAUUUAAAUCUCAAAUAAAAAUUCAUUAUACGUCACAAUUCGAUACCUCAGUCUACGUGCCAUCCAAUCGUAAUCGCUUGCUGUGACAAUCGAUUUGCGUUAGUUACAUCUCUAUAUACGUCAGUCAUAAUGUGUCAAAUACCGCAAAUAAUGUUAUUUACACUAUAGUAGAUUUUGACAUUUAAGACUCAGUCGAGACCUAACUUGCUUUGCUAGGUAAAAGGUAAUGACUAAAUCUUCAUCAUAAGCAAGUAGUUGUUGUAUGGGAAAGUGUUUACACUUCUGUGAUGCACAAUGUAAAUUACAAGUAUUGUUUUUGAAUUUCUAUUUUACAAUUAUAUUUUGAUUGAGUAUCUACUCUCAAGAUCUAGUUUUGCACGAGUUGAUACUAAAAAUUCAUGAUAUUAUUUGUAAAGUGUGGGUAAUGUGGUAACUGUCCAUUAUUAAGGCAAUAGGAAUUUCAUAGAAAUUACUCAAAGGAAAAUAUGUUUAUGAAUUUCACUGUGUAUAUAUAUUAUAAGUACUGUGUUUAUUUAUUUAUAUAUGGGCCAUAGCAGAGUGGUGAGUGUAAAAGGUUACUUAUAAAAUAGGUUCCUUUUAAAUUAUUAAACAAUUUAUAAAAUUUUGAAAUAUUUAUUGUUUAAAUAUUAUUAUUUAAAUAUUAAAAAGUUAUGCCUUAACAAA